Molecule: messenger RNA, 683 nt
Organism: Chrysemys picta bellii (western painted turtle)
Lineage: Eukaryota; Metazoa; Chordata; Testudines; Emydidae
Source: RefSeq, a predicted model, not a curated record
GAAUUUUCAGUUAACCAAGUUGGUCCAUAUUUUGCUUUUUCCUUUAGGGAAAAUUGGGCUGAGAAGGAGGCAAAGUUCAGCAGAAUCAUCAAACAGGUUCUAAAAUGUGAUCUCCACAAAAGCAACCCCUUGGAUCCAGUCAUCUUGCUUCCAACUGAUGGCCUGGUCUCAUCACUGUGCUUGAAAUCUGCUUGCAAAGAUCUGACCACUUAUCGCAUUGCUCUGAAGAACAUCAGCUCCCUGUUAAAGCCAGGAGGGCACUUGGUGCUGAGUGGAGUUUUGAGCUGCAGUUUCUACAUGGUUGGCCCCAAAAGGUUCUCGUGUUUGGUCCUGAAAGAGGAAUUUCUGAGAGAAGCCCUCAGUGAAACUGGCUCCAUCAUUCAGGAGUUUGAGGUUCUCAUCAGGGAUGAUAAUAUUGAUGACAGCUGUGAUUUCUCUGGGAAGUUCUUCAUUCUCGCUCGCAAAGAGGAAGCAAUAUAAAUCCUUUGGGGAGUAUGGGUAAAGGACCCCCCCCCCUGAAGUAAGGGAGAUAAUAUUACUAAUAAACAUACCAAUAAAAUGAAUGCAGUAUUUUCUCCAGCAAUGUUAAAUACAUUAACCCUUUCUUGUGAAAUACACAAUGCCCAUGACCAAUUGUUACUGGCUAAGUACCAAUAAAUCAGAGCUAGAAAUCUUGUUAAGUA